AUGCACGAUCCGCUGACCAUCGAAACCGAUCUCGAGACUCAGUCGCUCCUCCUCGCCGCCGCAAACCACGACUUAGAAGCCCUCCGCAACCUCCUCCGCACCACCUCCGUAAAUGUGCAGGACCCGGACACGGGGUUUACCCCACUGCACGCCGCAAUUGCGGCUUGUGAGCAGGAGAAAGAGGACCCAGCUAUCGUUAUGAGCGAUGGGCAGAUUGACGGUCUCGAGAAUGGCCAUACGAGUGGAGAGCGUGCGGAAGCCAGUGAUGGGAGAAAGAAGGAGCUGGAGGCAGCUGCCCGGACCGUGGAGCUUCUGCUCCAGAACGGCGCCAUCUGGAAUGAUCUGGACAAGAACAACGAGACGCCGGGCUGCACAGCGCACCGACUGGGCCUGAAGGAAAUAUACGACAUGGUGGUAAAGGCGGGCGUGCGGGCGGAACUACUGCUCAACCGGCUGGACGAAUACCAGAUGCUCGGCGACGACGACGACGAGGCCGAAGAUGAAGACGACUUCGAGAUCCUAGACGACCCCCAAGACGCCUCGACCAUAGACAUCGAAGCCUCGGGCAUCAUCGUCGAACCACCAUCCGAAGACGCCCCAACAACCGCACACAUCCCGACAAACCCAGACGUCAACAGCGCAGGCUACCUCGCCUCCGACCUAACCUUCACCGCCGACCGCCUGCUCGACGCCGACAAGAACGGCGUCAUGAUGGCCUGGGAGACCGACAUCAUGCGCCGCACCGCCGACCGCCUCCUCCCGGCCCCCGGCCUGCGCAUCCUGAACAUCGGCCACGGCAUGGGCAUCAUCGACGGCAUCUUCCAGUCUAAGUCGCCAAGCGCACACCACAUCGUCGAGGCGCAUCCUGCGGUGCUCGAGCGCAUGCGCAAGGAGGGCUGGUACGACAAGCCGGGCGUUGUUGUGCAUGAGGGGAAGUGGCAGGAUGUUGUGCCGACGCUUGUACAAGAAGACACGAUGUUUGACGCUAUUUACUUUGAUACGUUUGCUGAAGACUACAAAGCGCUGAAGGAGUUCUUCAGCGAGUACGUCAUUGGGCUGCUCGAUCCGUCUGGUGGCAACGAGGGAGAGGGUGGGAGAUUUGGGUUCUUCAAUGGGUUGGGUGCUGAUCGGCAGGUUUGCUAUGAUGUUUACUCCGAGGUCGUGGAGAUCGACUUGAUGGAAGCCGGCUUGGAGACCGAAUGGGAAGAUGUCAAAGUACCCGACCUGGACGAAACUGGAGAAUGGGCUGGCGUCAGGAGGCGCUAUUGGGCCCUCGAAAACUACAGGCUCCCCACCUGCAAGUUCAUCGGAUGA
Molecule: messenger RNA, 1314 nt
Organism: Coniosporium apollinis CBS 100218
Lineage: Eukaryota; Fungi; Ascomycota; Dothideomycetes
Exons: 2
Coding region: 1-1314 (437 amino acids)
Biological process (GO): peptidyl-arginine methylation
Cellular component (GO): cytoplasm; nucleus
Molecular function (GO): protein arginine N5-methyltransferase activity
Source: RefSeq, a predicted model, not a curated record